GUUUGUUGGUAAACAAAUCAGUCUGUUUCCAAACUGCGUUUUGUUUCGAUGUGCGGAUCGGCCGGUUAGUGCGUUUCCAACAGUACAGUUUUUCUUAAUUGUGUGUUUUAUAGUUAUUUAAAUCAGUCUACCGAAUAUCUGAAAUGGAAAACCAUGUAGAAAGUGAUAACUCCAAUGAUAUUCUAGCAAGUUCUGGCAGGCAGCCCAAAUGUUGCUUUUGUCCACAAUUUUGCGUCGGUUGUUUCAAACAUGUUCUCUGUGUUACCGAGACAUACGAGCAUGUUCUCAAACCCAUCCUAAUGAGGUUAUUAUUUCCCGGGUAUACUUACAACGGCAUCCACCGGUAUCCAACUUGCGCUACGUGCCGCCGAUUUUUCAUAGAAACGUUCAACAUUCCGGAGUGCUGCUUCGAGAUAACCCCCAACGAUGGUCUCCAAAUGGAUCAGAUGGCACCGGUAACGCUAGAAAGUGACCCACGACAAGGCUGUUGUGAAUACGUUUACUUCUGGCAAGAUCCUCCAGAAGAGAAAACAUUUUGGAUUGAUCCUACGUUCGCUUGGAAGCAGAGAGGGCCGUAUUUUUUCUUUGCAAAAGUGAAUAAACCAAAGCAUAUAACGACGCAACAAUGGAAUUCGAACCUAUCGCUUGCUCCGAGAACUGUAACGACCGGCCCCAAGCCGCUAAGAAUGGUUGUCCCUAACAAACUCCAAACGAAUCCGGAAAACUUGACUUCAGCAGAGCAAGAGCUUAUUCCGGCGUUUCUCAUUCAGAAACCUCGAACAGAAUCGAUCGAACACCCACAAAACCAACAGUCGCAACCACUACAGCUACAAAAAAUAAAGGCACUACAACUACAACCACCUACCAAAGACUCAACUAUCCUGCGGUGUCCACUUUGUCUGAAAGCCUUCCCGAAUAACCGAUCGCUCAACCUUCAUCUGAACGUUCACAUAAGAGAAAAACCUUACCAAUGCAAUGUAUGUAACAUGCAGUUCCCUCAACCGUUCUCUGUGGAGCUGCAUUUGCGAAAUGUCCAUGGUUUCGCGAAAUACGAAUGCGAUCGCUGUAGCAUAGAAUUUCGGACCAACAAAACCUACAUGAUUCACCUGAACCUCUGCGGUCCAAGCUCCGUCGCGAAGUUCCACUGUGAGCGAUGCGAGGCGACAUUCCCGUUCCAUCACAAAUGUCCGUACACCAGAGCUGGCCGGAGUGCCACCAGACCGCACCGGUGUCACUUCUGCAGGAAAACGUUCAAACAUCCGGGUGGAGCGCUCUAUCACAUGAACAAUUUCCACAAACAGCGCAAUGGCAGCGCGGAGCGUUCGAAAAGCGACCAAUCCUCGACGGAUACAACAGAAGAGGAGCCCAAUCGGGUUGAGCUGAUGGCGGAUGCAACCGAUAACAACAGCGACGUUGAACCGUCGGACGAUGAGCUGCCGAUGGCCUGGCGGGAUCUUCAGUGAAAUCGAAAGGGAAUAGUCUUUACGAUGAAAGUUAUAAUUUAAUAAAGGUUUUUUUGUAGCCAGUUGCCUAUAAGCAUUUUUAUAUCUUCAA
Messenger RNA from Uranotaenia lowii, 1554 nucleotides. Its product is annotated as zinc finger protein 544-like. Gene Ontology annotation, cellular component: nucleus. The record is from RefSeq and is a predicted model, not a curated record. The transcript is spliced from 3 exons. Gene Ontology annotation, molecular function: DNA-binding transcription factor activity, RNA polymerase II-specific; RNA polymerase II transcription regulatory region sequence-specific DNA binding. Bases 144 to 1463 code for a protein of 439 amino acids. Gene Ontology annotation, biological process: regulation of transcription by RNA polymerase II. Lineage: Eukaryota; Metazoa; Arthropoda; Insecta; Diptera; Culicidae.